GAAAACAAAAGGGUUCUACUCCUAUUGAAUUUAAAAUACUUGUGUAAACCUCUUUUACAGAGUUUUCCAUCUGAUGAGGGCUGGCCAUUUGCAAAAUACCUUGGAGCAUGCGGGAGAAUGGUAGCUGUAAAUUAUGUUGGUGAAGAAUUAUGGAGCUACUUCAACGCACCCUGGGAAAAACGUGUAGAUUUGGCUUGGCAGUUAAUGGAAAUAGCAGAGCAGCUUACCAACAAUGACUUUGAAUUUGCACUCUACCUCCUAGAUGUCAGUUUUGACAACUUUGCAGUUGGUCCUAGAGAUGGAAAAGUAAUCAUUGUAGAUGCUGAAAAUGUUUUGGUUGCCGACAAAAAAUUAAUUAGGCAAAAUAAACCUGAAAACUGGGAUGUAUGGUAUGAAAGCAAGUUUGAUGACUGUGAUAAAGAAGCUUGCUUAUCAUUUUCAAAAGAAAUUCUUUGUUCUCGUGCCACUGUGGAUCACAAUUACUAUGCUAUUUGUCAGAACCUCUUGUCUAGACAUGCCACUUGGCGUGGCACUUCUGGAGGACUACUUCAUGACCCACCAGGCGAAAUUGCCAAAGAUGGCCGAUUAGAGGCCUUGCUUGAUGAGUGUGCCCACCCAAAGAAGCGAUUUGGCCGAUUCCAAGCUGCAAAAGAACUGCGGGAAUAUUUAGCACAAUUGAGUAACAAUGGGAGGUAG
Messenger RNA from Gracilinanus agilis (Agile Gracile Mouse Opossum), 696 nucleotides. It is a transcript of the gene DIPK2A, whose product is annotated as divergent protein kinase domain 2A. The transcript is spliced from 3 exons. Bases 118 to 696 code for a protein of 192 amino acids. Gene Ontology annotation, cellular component: COPI vesicle coat. Gene Ontology annotation, biological process: regulation of phosphatidylinositol 3-kinase/protein kinase B signal transduction; cardiac muscle cell proliferation. NCBI's taxonomy places the organism in Eukaryota, Metazoa, Chordata, Mammalia, Didelphimorphia, Didelphidae. The record is from RefSeq and is a predicted model, not a curated record.